UCUUUCUACUAAAACUAUACCAAUUAUUUUUUUAUCAAGCAACGAGCUCUUAAUUGGCUGGUUUUAUAAAUGUACGAUAAUUUCAUAUAUGUAGCCUUAACUCUUCUAAACGCAAUCGACUGUCAUUAAAAUGAGAACGUUGGCCACGUCUACUUUGUUUUGGCUAUUGUGGUUUAGCUCCCACAUUUGCUUGAAGUGUGAGGAGCGUAAUUUUCGGAUAAAGAUGGAUGAGUUUUCAGUUAAAUAUAAGGUGCGCGAUUUGAUACAGCAUAUAGAUUUCCGAAUCGUAAAUCUGAACAAUCGGAGUUACGUCAACGGCGAGAUGAUAGUGAAGUCUGAUGUGGAGGAUAUAAUAAUGCACACAAGCAUGGAUUUUUGGAAGAGAUCUAACCAAAAGAAAAUAAAACUAUAUGAUGGUCGUUUGGAUGCAUGUCAAUUCCUAAAAACUUCUCACCGCAAUGGAUUGUUUAAAAUUUACGUGAAAAGUUUUAAGAAGCACGUGCAUGGAAAUCUAACUUGUCCCUUAAGAAUGAAUUUCAACUAUACCCUGACAAAUUGGCAUAUGGAUGAGAAGGAUCUUCCUCCGUUUGUGCCUUUGGGAAAAUUUCGCACUGUCACCGAAUAUUUUACACAAGAACGAUUGGCACUGCGAAUUGUGACGCAAGGAAAAGUGCUUUCUUACAGGACGAAUUGAAAAUGGCGUGUAUCAGGAAACAUUUGGAGCGCAUUUUGUGUAUAAGGAUGCGAAAAGACCCCCAACAUUAAAUUUUUACUUUGGCAUCUGCUCACAACAAUCUUUCUUGCUUACAAUAUAUUUUAUAUUAUAAAAAUUCAAAUAAACGUGUCAUUAGCAACAAUUGUAUAAUGAAUAAUGGUUUAAAUAGCUCGUUGUAAAACUUCAAAGAAACUAAAUUAUACUACUAGGGAACAAAUAUAAUUAAAAAGAAAGCUUUAAUAAAAAUCGUCAACAUUUUUGUAGUGUAAUUAUAUGAAGAUAUGUAUGCAUAUCAUUAGCAACAAUUGUAUAAUGAAUAAUGGUUUAAAAAGCUCGUUGUAAAACUUCAAAGAAACUAAAUUAUACUACUAGGGAACAAAUAUUAAUAAAAAGAAAGCUUUAAU
Drosophila yakuba is the source of this 1119-nucleotide messenger RNA. RefSeq lists its product as uncharacterized. NCBI's taxonomy places the organism in Eukaryota, Metazoa, Arthropoda, Insecta, Diptera, Drosophilidae. The record is from RefSeq and is a predicted model, not a curated record. The transcript is spliced from 2 exons. The coding region runs from base 131 to 694 and encodes 187 amino acids.